Molecule: messenger RNA, 1362 nt
Organism: Trypanosoma brucei brucei TREU927
Lineage: Eukaryota; Euglenozoa; Kinetoplastea; Trypanosomatida; Trypanosomatidae
Product: variant surface glycoprotein (VSG)-related, putative
Exons: 1
Coding region: 1-1362 (453 amino acids)
Source: RefSeq, a predicted model, not a curated record
AUGUGGAAGUUUAAGGUGUUGGUGGCGGCUGCGGUAGUUAUUAUAGCAGCACAAAUUAAUUCAGUGAAAAUAGUUAACCAAGAGGAGUUUGAAAUACUGUGUGGUUUUGUGCGUUUAACACUUGCACCAGCACCACUAAUACAAUUGUCUCAGAGGAUAAAAAAUGAAGCUGUGGGUGCGGCGGUGGAUGCAAUUUAUUCUGAGCCCAAUCAGGAACAUCUGUGGAAAAAGCUAUCACCAAAUUGUGAAGCGCACCAAAUAAGUGACAGGGAAAGCGUGUGCGAUGCCUAUGCAAGGUUCAAACAUGAGGCGGAAGAGCGAUUGAAAACGUCUAGACUCACAGAACCAGAACUGACGGACUAUUCACCUGAUGUUCUCGAUCAUCUAGAGAAAGCGUUCAAACUCUAUCAAGCGAGUGAGCUUGAGGGUAAACAAACUAGUAUCGUAACUUUGCAAGAGGGGAUAAACUCAAUUAUGUAUGGAGAGAAUGACAGUGGUGGCAAUUCCCUGUGGGGAGACCACUUUCGCAACGAAGAUUGCGGAACUGUGCUGGGGCAACGUCCAAAAUAUGCUGGUGGCGCGCUAGUUACGGACCUUUUGUGCUUAUGUGCGCAGCACGUGAAUGGAAGUGACACCAAGCAUCUGUGUUGCGAAGGCUGCAGCUGGAGAAGUAAUACUACUGUGUGGAGCGAGGAAGGCGGUCUUAAACUACAGUGGGAGAUACUCAGGGAGAAAUGUAUCGGGUACAACAUGGAUCUCGCAAAUCCAAAAGACAGACUGAAGAGACUACGUGAAGAAAUGGAGUGCAGAACCGUGCCAAGAGGCAUCGGUAGCCGUAAAGGAUUGUUUGUUUACACAUAUGGUGAGCUGGAAAAGCGGGAACUGGUCUCUUGCGGCGGGGAAGACCGACAGGAUUCUGGAGCGUGUGUCCUCUAUGAAUGGGGAGGAACCCAAAUCCAAACCGCAAGAAUACCUUGGAUGCAGCGACUCGAGAAACUUGUCGACAUGUUGCCAAAUGUUUCGGAGGAAUCAGACAGAAUGGAAAAAAGAAGGAGACAAAUAGAGAACAUCGUGUAUCGAGUAAACGAAACUUCAAAAAAACAGCCCAAAUUAGAGAAGAAAGAGGCGUUAUCACAACAAGAUACACCACACCCACCUCUCGGAGAUGUACUCCAAACAUUUACUGACAACCCCAACACUGAGGGCGAAGCUAGGGAAAAGCAACAAGUAAAGAAUGAUUCUUCAGACAAAUCUGUUGAGAUUAAGCCCGCUGAGGGGCGAACCCCAGGAAUCGGUAUCCGUCCACUAAAAAGUGCGAGUAAAAUUGGUACACCCCUGACGAUGUUUUUAUUGUUAUUAUGA